AUGUUUUCAGACGACUGGGGGGACUUCGUUCAGACGCCCCCUCAGAUGAAUUCAUUUGUUCAGUUGGCAAUGCAGGACAGUCCUGAUAUUCCUUCCACAAUAUUGCCAAUUUACCCUUCUUUCAUGCCAAGAUCUCCAUCUCUCCCGACAUUUUUAUCGCAAGACCCCACAUCAACCCUCGAAUUUCUUGGCCUGGAGACUCCUUCAAACGAAAAGGAAGUAAUUGAUAAACGCGAGUGUCCAGAAAUUGAAAGUCGAACUAUCAUUAUUAAAAAUUUACCCGAAAAUGUUUCAUUGGAGUUUGUUAAAGGUUUUAUCCCAACAACAGUUCCUAUGAAAAGCGUUCAAAAAAUCCAAAAGAAAUACGUACUGAUCGAAUUUUUCGACUUGAGGCACGCUCAAUACUUCAGGCAUCAUUUGGAUAAGCAAAUGCUGACUGGUGUUCCUAUGGAAGUCAGGUAUUCACCGCCACCUCCAAAUUCUACCCCAAGUCAAAAACCGCCUAACAACGGCACGAUUGUACUAUUUCAUUUGGACCCUUCUAUUACAAACACACAACUUGAAAGCAUUUUCUGCAGCUUUGGGGAAAUUCGGCAAAUACGCGGAACGCCUUCAAAACCAUCGCAAAGGUUCAUAGAAUACUGGGAUACCAGAUGCGCUCAAACAGCGCUUAAAACUAUGAAUGGAAAAAUGCUUCUCGGAACAAAAAUUUCUAUUGAAUUUUCAAUACCUGGUGGAUUACGAAAGAACUUCACCAAACAAAGAUUUACAUAA
Molecule: messenger RNA, 774 nt
Organism: Trichomonas vaginalis G3
Lineage: Eukaryota; Parabasalia; Trichomonadida; Trichomonadidae
Product: RNA binding
Exons: 1
Coding region: 1-774 (257 amino acids)
Molecular function (GO): RNA binding
Source: RefSeq, a predicted model, not a curated record